This is a messenger RNA of Orbilia oligospora ATCC 24927, 2862 nucleotides long. RefSeq lists its product as uncharacterized. The coding region runs from base 1 to 2862 and encodes 953 amino acids. Lineage: Eukaryota; Fungi; Ascomycota; Orbiliomycetes; Orbiliales; Orbiliaceae. Gene Ontology annotation, molecular function: structural molecule activity. Gene Ontology annotation, biological process: intra-Golgi vesicle-mediated transport; endoplasmic reticulum to Golgi vesicle-mediated transport; intracellular protein transport. The transcript is spliced from 7 exons. Gene Ontology annotation, cellular component: cytoplasm; COPI vesicle coat. The record is from RefSeq and is a predicted model, not a curated record.
AUGUCGUUCCUAGAAAGCACGUAUACGCUCGUGCACCAGGACAACAACUCCGAUAGCUCGUCGUCGCAGCAGGACCUCAAGAACCAGCUUGAGAAGGGCUCCGAUGAGAUCAAGAUGGAAACCAUGAAGCGAAUCUUAGUCAUAAUGUUGAACGGAGACCCAAUGCCUGGCCUCUUGAUGCAUAUCAUCCGUUUUGUCAUGCCGUCCAAACACAAGGGUUUGAAGAAGCUGUUAUACUUCUACUACGAGAUAUGUCCGAAAUUGGAUUCCAGCGGCAAGCUUAAACAGGAAUUCGUGCUCGUUUGUAAUGGUAUUCGAAAUGACUUACUCCACCCGAACGAGUUUAUUCGCGGAGCCACAUUGAGAUUUCUCUGCAAAUUGCGCGAAGCUGAGCUGCUAGAGCCUUUGCUUGGUUCCUGUCGACAAUGCUUAGAACAUAGACAUGCGUAUGUGCGCAAGAACGCUGUCUUUGCCGUCCAAUCUAUCUUCCAACAUUUCGAAUCCUUAAUACCAGAUGCGCCGGAUCUCAUUGUCACGUUCCUCCAGAAUGAAAGCGACCACACCUGCAAGCGUAAUGCCUUCGCCGCCCUUGCCGCAAUUAGCCACCAAAAGGCGCUUGAGUACUUCAAUACUAUCGUGGACAACAUCGGCGGUCUAGACGAGCUUAUGCAACAGGCAAUUAUCGAGUUUAUCAGAAAGGAUGCUGUUGUCAAUACACAGAAUAGAGCCAGAUACUUGAGAAUAAUAUUCGACCUGCUCGAAGCUCCAUCGAAUACUGUCGUCUACGAAGCUGCGACAUCCCUUACAACGCUUACCGGGAACCCCACUGCGAUCAAGGCCGCUGCCGGCAAGUUUAUUGAGCUUAGUGUGAAGGAGCCGGACAAUAAUAUCAAACUCAUCGUCUUGGAUCGUGUGGACCAACUGCGCAAGAAACACGAUGGUGUUCUCGAUGAUCUAACGAUGGAGAUCCUUCGAGUUCUUAACAGCCCCGAUAUCGAUGUUCGUAAGAAGGCUUUGGAUAUCACUCUUAGCAUGGUAUCUAGCAGGAAUGUAGAGGAUGUUGUCAUGUUGCUCAAGAAGGAGCUCGCAAAGACAGUAGACCAAGAAUACGAAAAGAAUGCCGAGUAUCGCCAAUUGCUCAUCCACGCAAUUCAUAACUGCGCCAUUAGGUUCUCGGAAGUUGCUGCUAAUGUCGUUGGGCUAUUGAUGGAUUUCAUUGGUGAUUUCAACAAUACUUCGGCUGUUGAUGUUAUUGCAUUCGUCAAGGAGGUCGUUGAGAAGUUCCCAGCAUUAAGACAAAACAUUGUUGAAAAAUUGCUUGUAACACUAGGAGAGGUCAGGGCCGGGAAGGUCUAUCGUGGGGCCUUGUGGAUUGUUGGGGAAUAUUGUGUGGAGCCCAAGGAUAUCAGGGAAGCCUGGAAAAGGAUUAGGGCGAGCUUAGGGGAGAUCCCCAUCCUCUCUUCAGAGCAGAAGCUCCUUGAGGCAGUACCCGAGGAAGGUGAACAGACUACGGCCGCCCCCAAAUCCGCUCCAACUGGAUCCCGUAAGGUUCUUGCAGAUGGAACAUAUGCGACAGAGAGUGCCUUAACCAGCGACUCUGCAACUGCAGCAAAGCUCGAGGCCGUCAAGGCUGCCCAGAAGCCGCCAUUAAGGGCCUUGAUCCUAGAUGGUGACUUCUUCUUAGCCUCUGUCCUUUCGUCUACCUUGACAAAACUUGUCAUGCGCCAUGCAGAGAUCUCGAAGGAUACUGCUCGGACCAACGCUUUGAAGGCUGAGGCCAUGUUGAUUAUGAUCUCUAUCAUUCGGGUUGGUCAAUCACAAUUUGUUAAGACGAAGAUUGAUGAGGACUCCGUCGAUCGUAUCAUGGCCUGCGUUAAGUGUCUCUCGGAAUUUGAAGACAGGAAGGAGUUGGAAACCGUGUUCCUUGACGACACUAGGAAAGCAUUCAGAGCAAUGAUUACCGCUGAAGAGAAGAAGAGAGCAGCCACAGACGCUCGUGAGAAGAACAAAAAUGCGAUCCAGGUUGACGAUGUUAUUUCUUUCAGACAGCUCUCUAAGAAGAAUGCCGGAGAAUCUGCUGAUGUGAUCGAGCUUGACCUUGAAAAGGCAACCGGUGGUGACGGCGCCGUCGAAGAUGUCGCAUCUAAACUCAGCCGGGUCGUUCAGCUUACUGGUUUCUCGGACCCAGUCUACGCCGAAGCUUAUGUCAAGGUGCACCAGUUUGAUAUUGUUCUCGAUGUUUUGUUGGUCAACCAAACCGCCGAUACGCUUCAGAAUCUCACUGUCGAAUUCGCAACUCUGGGUGACCUCAAAGUGGUAGAGAAGCCAACGACUCAGAGCCUUGCCCCUCACAGCUUCCAGAGCGUGCAGGCGACAAUCAAGGUCUCCUCGACUGACCAGGGUGUGAUCUUUGGAAAUGUUGUCUAUGAUGGUGCUAGCUCGACAGAGACCAACGUUGUGAUCUUGAACGAUGUGCAUGUGGAUAUUAUGGAUUAUAUCCAGCCAGCCACCUGCACAGAGACCCAAUUUAGAUCGAUGUGGACGGAAUUUGAGUGGGAGAACAAGGUCAACAUCAACUCCAAGGCGCCCACACUUCGAGAAUUCCUGAACCAGCUUAUGGCAGCUUCGAAUAUGAACUGUCUGACACCUGAAGCUUCAUUAAAGGGUGACUGUCAGUUCCUCAGCGCCAACCUCUAUGCUAAGAGCGUUUUCGGUGAGGAUGCACUUGCAAACCUGAGCGUAGAGCAAGACGGAGAGGGGGGGCCAAUUACCGGGUUUGUGAGAAUCAGAAGCAGAUCCCAAGGCCUAGCGCUCAGCCUAGGGUCGCUCAAGGGAUUAAGCAAAGUCGGGGUUGGAGCAUGA